AUGUUGUGCCAGCGUGGAAAGAAACCGAUCCCGACCGGCACCCGGUUCGAGAUGUCCGCCGUGCUGCUGAUCGCCAUCGCCGGAUUAGUGGGAAAAGUUUGCCCCACCGGUGCGGCCACCCUCACCCACACGCCGACCGAUUCCCUGUACCAGCGCUACUUUGAUGCCGUUGCACCGGAAGAUCGGGAAAACUUCAUCAAAUACCACCUGGACAAGGCCCUGGAGCAGCGCAUACCGAACUAUAGGAGCCACACACCGAAGGACUUCGAGUUCACCACUUUUCAGGACGCACAAGAGCCGGAAGAUUUCGCCAUCAACCUGUUGGAUCACUUCAUGAGCGCGUUCGGGCUGGACGAGGUGCACGUGUUCGAGUUUGUGGCGCUGAAUGUGAUCUGCUUUCCCUCCGGAUGGUGCUUCAAUCCGGACGACGUCGGUAACAUCUGCUGUCCGUUUUGA
Messenger RNA from Anopheles coustani, 456 nucleotides. RefSeq lists its product as uncharacterized. The record is from RefSeq and is a predicted model, not a curated record. The coding region runs from base 1 to 456 and encodes 151 amino acids. Lineage: Eukaryota; Metazoa; Arthropoda; Insecta; Diptera; Culicidae. The transcript has 3 exons.